This is a messenger RNA of Salvia miltiorrhiza (redroot sage), 6622 nucleotides long. RefSeq lists its product as uncharacterized. The record is from RefSeq and is a predicted model, not a curated record. Lineage: Eukaryota; Viridiplantae; Streptophyta; Magnoliopsida; Lamiales; Lamiaceae. The transcript has 2 exons. Gene Ontology annotation, biological process: DNA integration. The coding region runs from base 1 to 5364 and encodes 1787 amino acids. Gene Ontology annotation, molecular function: nucleic acid binding.
AUGCCCCGUUCUUCUCGUACAGGCGUAUUAGUUUUUGAUCCAGAAAUCGAGAAGACCGCACGAAAGUUGAAGAAGCAAGCUAAGGAGUGGAAAAAGAGAUCCAAUUCUGCUCCACCGAGUCUUGAGGAUCAAGAAGAAAUUGAAGAUCCAAUGGGUGACCGUAAUAAUAGGGAUGAGGAGAACGAUAGAGAGAUCGUUGAUCCUCGACAGGAACCACCUCAACUGAUCAGAGAGUUAAGCCGUCAUAGAAGCAAUCGCCCUUUAUGCAUUGUCCUUCCUGCCAUUAAUGGCAACGCUGAAAUACGGCCUGGUUUCAUUCAAGUGCUACCCAAAUUCGGUGAUUUACCUGGAGAGAGUGCACACAAGCAUCUGGCUGAAUUUGAUCUAGUUUGCUCAACUCUACGCCCUCAUGGUUUUACUGAAAAUAAUUUGAGGCUAUUGACUUUUUCUCAUACUUUGCAGGGUAGAGCAAGAGAUUGGCUUUUUGAUCUUCCUCCUGGUUCGAUUAGAACUUGGGGUGAUUUAGAAGAACAAUUUUUGCAAAAAUUCUUUCCUGAGUCCAGAGCUGCAAAUUUGAGAAUGGCCAUUAGCAGCAUUAAACAGAAGAAGGCGGAGAGUCUAGCCGAUUAUUGGGAGAGAUUCCAACAGCUGUGUCGCAAGUGUCCUGAUCAUGGAUUUUCUGACUACCAAUUGCUUACUAACUAUUUUUAUCGUGGUAUGUCUUCUUUUGAUAGGAAAAUUGUUGACGCUGCUUGUGGUGGAAGCUUGACCAAUAAAACUUUGGACGAAGCAAAGCAACUCAUCGUUGACAUGGUUUCAAAUGGCCAACAAUAUGAGGAUGAGGAUGAUGAUCGUUAUAGGCCAGUGCAGAAAGUAGAAGAUUCCAACAUGAACGAGAGAAUUGAUGCUCUCACCUCUUUAGUUAGAGGACUUGCUGAUAAUAAUACUGAGCAAGCGUGCAUGGGAUCCGCUGAUGAGCAAGAGAUGAACGCACAAAGGCAAAGGCGAAACGACCCUUUUUCCAACACCUACAAUCCAGGGUGGAGAAACCACCCAAAUUUUAGGUGGAGACAGCAGGAACCAGGGAUGUACGCGCCGAAUCCGCCGCAAGCUGGACAGUAUGCCCAUACCGCACGUCCUGCACCGAGUUCUGCACCCAAUAUGAGCGAUAUCAUGAAGAGCCUCGCCCAGAGCAGUGAAAUUGUGAAGAAUUUGGUGCAAAGUCAGCAGGCGUUCCAGCAUGAAACUCAGGCAGCGUUGAGUAAUAUGGGCACACAAAUCACGCAGUUAGCCACUCAGGUGAACAAGCUGCAGGCGAAUCAAGGCCGACUUCCUUCUGUCACGGAGAUGAAUCCCAAGGAAAAUGCAAGUGCAGUAACUACAAGAAGUGGGAGAAUUCUAGCUGAGCCACAACCUAAGCAGCAGAACAAAGAUAAGCCCGAUGAAGCCAAGGACGAUGCAAUUAGUGAAAAGUCACCAGAAUCCACCGAGCCUAGCUCUUCUAAGGUAAGUGGAAAACCUAAGGUUUCAAUUCCUCAAUCACUGACUGCACCACCUUUUCCUUCUAGGUUGGCUCAGAACAAGAGAAUUGAAGAAGAGAAGGAUAUUCUGGAAAUCUUCAAGAAGGUAGAAAUAAACUUGCCCUUGCUUGAUGCAAUUAAGCAAGUUCCCAGGUACGCAAAGUUUUUAAAAGAGUUAUGCUCUAAGAAAAUGAAGUUUGGGAAUGAUGCGAGAAUUCGAGUGAGUGAGAAUGUUUCUGCUGUUCUGCAAAGAAAAUUGCCCCAAAAGUGUCGAGAUCCUGGUAUGUUCACUAUUCCAUGCAUUAUAGGUAAUAAGACUGUUGAGAGAGCCAUGCUAGAUUUAGGAGCAUCCAUAAAUGUCAUGCCUUAUUCUGUGUAUAAGGAUUUGCAAUUAGGACCUUUGAAAGACACUCGUAUUAUCAUUCAGUUAGCUGAUAGGUCUACUGCAUAUCCCGAAGGUGUUGUUGAGGAUGUCCUUGUCAAGGUCAAUGAUUUGAUUUUUCCUGUGGAUUUUUAUAUUGUUGAUAUGGAUGAUUCUGCUAAGCAAUCCUUGAUUCUUUUAGGGAGACCAUUCAUGAAAACUGCUAAAGCAAAAAUUGAUGUGGAUAGUGGAAUGCUUAGCCUUGAAUUUGAUGGAGAUGUUGUCACAUUUAAUAUUUUUGAGGCUAUGAAGCAUGUUGAGGAUCCUGAAUCUGUGUUCAUGAUUGAUGUUAUUGACCAUUUGGUUGAGGAAUUUGUUGAGAAUUUCAGGGAGGAUGAGCUUGAGCAUGUUAUUUUCAGUUCCCUAACUGAAGAGAACUCCAAAACUGAGGAGAAUGAAGCCAUUAGAGAGAUUAUCACGCAGCUGUACUCAACGGAGGAAAUUCCAGUUCGGCACCUGUCGAGCAGGAUGCCCAUACCGACCAGCACAGAACCAAUUUUGCCCUCUGUUGUGAAGCCACCGAAGCUGGACUUGAAGGUACUGCCCCAGCAUCUGAAAUAUGUGUUUUUAGGAGAGGAUGACACGCUGCCAGUGAUCAUCAGCAAUGAACUCAGUGCAGAACAAGAGGUAAGGUUGGUAAGUCUUCUUAAGAUGCAUAAAUCUGCCAUUGGAUGGACUAUAGCCGAUAUCAAAGGUAUUAGUCCCUCUACUUGCAUGCAUAGAAUCUUACUUGAGCCUAAUAGUAAGCCGUCUAGGGAUCCUCAAAGAAAAUUGAACCCUGUCAUGAAAGAAGUUGUGCUUAAAGAAAUUCUUAAAUUGCUUGAUCUAGGGAUUAUUUAUCCGAUUUCUGAUAGUACAUGGGUCAGUCCUGUUCAUGUGGUUCCUAAGAAGUCUGGUUUUCAAUUGGUUAAGAAUGAGAAGAAUGAGUUGAUUCCCAUGAGGUUGCAAACUGGUUGGCGUAUGUGCAUUGAUUUUAGGAAGUUGAAUAAUGCUACUAGGAAAGAUCAUUUUCCAUUACCUUUCAUUGAUGAGAUGCUUGAGCGAUUGGCUGGUAAGGAAUUCUUUUGUUUUCUUGAUGGCUACUCUGGAUAUUUUCAAAUUUUUGUAGCUCAGGAAGAUCAAGAGAAAACCACUUUUACUUGUCCUUUUGGCACUUUUGCAUGGCGUCGUAUGCCGUUUGGAUUAUGUAAUGCUCCUGGUACUUUUCAGCGUUGUAUGAUGAGUCUAUUUUCUGACAUGAUUGAGAGUUGCAUAGAAAUUUUCAUGGAUGAUUUUACUGUGCAUGGAGACUCUUUUGACCAUUGUUUGACUAAUCUUGAACAAGUUUUGCAGAGAUGUGUCGACACUAAUUUGGUGUUGAACUUUGAGAAAUGUCAUUUCAUGGUGAGAGAGGGGAUUGUUCUUGGGCAUGUGAUUUCUGCAAGAGGAGUAGAAGUUGAUAAGGCGAAAAUUGAUUUGAUUGUUAAGUUACCUUAUCCUUCUAAUGUGAAAGAGAUUCGUGCUUUCUUAGGCCAUGCAGGUUUUUAUAGGCGUUUCAUAAAAGACUUUGCAAAGACUGCUCAACCUCUCACUAGGUUGCUUCAUCAAGAUGUGUCUUUUGUGUUCAAUGACAAGUGCAAGGAGGCCUUUGAUUUGUUGAAGAGUAGACUCACUUCUGCCCCCAUCAUUCAACCACCAAUUUGGGGAGAGCCUUUUGAAAUCAUGUGCGAUGCAAGCGACUACGCCGUUGGAGCAGUGCUAGGGCAGAAAGUUGGGAAAGAGAGCCAUGUGAUUUACUAUGCUUCCAAAACUCUCAACCCGGCUCAAUGCAAUUACACAACCACGGAGAAGGAGCUUUUAGCCAUCGUUUUUGCUUGUGAAAAAUUUAGAUCUUAUUUGAUUGGCUCUAAAGUUGUUGUUUAUUCUGACCAUGCAGCUCUUAAGUAUUUGCUCUCUAAAAAAGAAUCUAAGCCUCGCUUGAUCCGUUGGAUUCUGCUUUUGCAGGAAUUUGACUUGGAGAUUAAAGAUAAAAAGGGAGCCGAGAACUUGGUAGCUGACCAUUUGAGCAGACUGCAGACUGUGUCGGACGGUAUGCCCAUACCAGACGACUUUCCAGACGAACAGCUGCUGCACAUCGACGGUAACACUCCUUGGUAUGCUGAUUUGGUUAAUUUUCUAACUGCUGGAGUUUUUCCUAAGGGAAUGGAGACAGCCCGUAAGAAUAAGUUGAGGAGCCAAGCAAAAUACUUCAUAUGGGAUGAUCCUUAUUUGUGGAAGACCUGUGCGGAUCAAGUGAUACGACGUUGCAUCCCUGAUGAGGAGAUUCAUUCCAUUUUGAAUUUUUGCCAUGCUCAUGCUUGUGGAGGUCACUUUGGUCCCAAACGAACAGCACGUAAGAUUCUUGAUUGUGGUUUUUAUUGGGAAACUAUUUUUAAGGAUUCUUACAAUUUCUGCAAAAAUUGUGACAAGUGCCAAAGAACAGGUAAUAUCUCUUCUCGCAAUGAAAUGCCUCAAGUCCCUAUUUUGGUUUGUGAAAUCUUUGACGUUUGGGGAAUGGAUUUUAUGGGGCCGUUUCCUAGUUCUUUUGGAAAUUCUUACAUUCUUUUGGCUGUUGAUUAUGUUUCGAAGUGGGUGGAAGUGAAGGCCACCCGCACUAAUGACUCUAAAGUUGUUGCAGGGUUCCUUAAAGCUAAUAUUUUUAACAGAUUUGGCGUGCCCCGUGCCAUCAUUAGCGAUCAAGGAACCCAUUUUUGCAACCGCACUUUGGAAGCACUUUUCAAGAAAUAUGGAGUCCACCAUCGAGUUGCCACGGCAUAUCAUCCCCAAUCCAACGGUCAGGCUGAAGUUUCUAAUCGAGAAAUCAAGAGCAUCCUUGAGAAAACAGUCAACCCGAGACGAAAGGAUUGGAGUUUGAGACUGGACGAUGCGGUAUGGGCAUACCGCACUGCAUUCAAGUCACCGAUUGGUAUGUCUCCGUACAGGCUGAUUUUUGGGAAGCAAUGUCAUCUACCAGUUGAGAUGGAGCAUAAAGCUUUUUGGGCCGUGAAGGAAUUCUGUUUAGAUGAGAAAGUUGUUGGCAAAGAGCGGAAAUUUCAACUGCAAGAAUUAGAGGAGAUUCGAUUGGAGGCGUAUGAUCAUGCAAGUCGUUACAAGGAACGAACCAAAUUUCUACAUGACAAAUACAUUCGAAGGAAAUCCUUUGAAGUUGGGCAGAAGGUUCUCUUGUUUAACGCACGCUUAAGGAUUAUGCCAGGAAAAUUGAAAUCUCGUUGGUUGGGCCCGUUUGAAGUUGUUAGUGUGAGUCCUCAUGGAGCUGUGGAAAUCCAAAGCCUCGAAACACGAAAGUGUUUUAAGGUUAAUGGACAAUUACUCAAGCCAUACUAUGCUGGAGUCGAGAUGGAGUCGUUCAAUGCUCUCAGCCUGACGUCUCCAACCAUCGUCUAAGGAUUAUGAACUUCUUUUCUGUCCAGCCAAGGACGUUAAACAAAGGCGCUCAUCGGGAGGCAACCCGAUUUUUCUUGCCCUUGUUUUGUUUAUUUUCGUUUUUUCUCUCUUAAAAAUAUAUAUAUAUAUAUAUAUUAAAAAAAAUAUUAUUAUUAAAAAAAAAAUUAAAAAAAAAAAAGCUUGGGGUGUGUUUUGGUCAAUUUCGCAGGUUUGGGGGUUGCCCUCCAGUUUCUGAAAAGUUGGGGGCCAAGGUGCAAAUUCUGGAACUAGGUUUUUUUACUAAAGUCAAAAUUUCCUCAAUUUGGUUUCCCCCAUCCAUUCCGCCGCUGCUGCAGUUUCGAACGCCCGCCCACCUCUGCGUACACCGAGUACGAGUCCUCUGCCGGCGCCUCUACCCUUUCCGGUGGCCCAUUCCUCAUCGCCGGAAGCUUCAGCCCCUCAUCCACCUACAUGAUUCCAUUUCAGGGAAGUUUCUUUCUUUUUGCUUUUCGUUUUUGAAGCUUUUGAUUUCUUUUAGUUGUCUGCUGUUGUUUCUGUUUUGGUCUGUCAUACUCUCACACAAUGAGGACAUUGUGUUGUCCAAGUGUGGGGGGGGUGUCUUUGUUUUGUGUGUCUUUGCUUUGUUGCUAUGUUGGUUUUCUUGUCAGUUUCGAGUCCUUUGGCAAUUUUUAUGAUUGAUGAUGUGAAGAGUUGAAAUUAGGAUAUUGGAUUUGGUAUGAUAGGCUGUUGCUCUUGUGAUGGAAUUAUGCAUAUGUUUGUAGGUGUUCUAGUAUGAGAAAAACGUGCAAAAUUUGAUCAAAAUUACUUGAAACCUACUAAAUUGUGAGGAUUGAGCCAUAAUGAGCACACAUGACUAGCUCUAAUUGUUUCUUUGAUGAGUGAUUGAUUCGAACUUCAAUGCCGAAUUUCUGGUUUGCCCUGUUGCCAUAGUCAAGACUGAGUUUGAGAAUUUAAUGCAUGAAAAUGAUUAAGGCAUUUAGGAAUAACCAUUAUUUUGGCCUGAACAUAUUAUCCGAAACUUCACUAUUCCCUUAGUGAGCCCGUUUGUGCCUAAUUUGCUCCUUUUUGUUUGAUGAAAACUCACAUAUAUUGAGCCUUAGCCUAUUUUAACCUGCUUUUGUCCCUUGAAAACAUGUGAAUGCAUUAGGUUAUGACGAGAUGAGAAAUGAGUAUUCCUAUCAUUUUAGUGUGUUGAGUGAUGAUUCAUUAAGUUAUUGGGGAUAUAUAUGCAGUUUUAAAAAAAAAAAAAAAAAAAUUA